GCUACGCUUUUUCAAUGCAGAAACUAUCUCUCCGUCGCCGACUGUGUCGCUUGCUUCAAUGCGGCUACCGAUCAAAUCCGACGAUGCCCCCCCGGGACCUCCGGUGCCCAUGUCGUCUACGACGGCUGCUUCCUCAGGUUCGAUAUUAAUAGUAAUGUCUUUCAAGAAACAACGCAAACUUUCAACAUCACGUCAUGUGGGAAUCAGACUACUGAAGGAGAAGCCAUUACAUUUACCUCAGACGCACAAGAAAUGUUAAUGAAUCUCCAAACAGCAACUCCCAGAAUCACUGGCUUCUCUGUAGCUACCAAGACACAAGUUCCUAAUAAUGGUCCAACUAUUUAUGCGUUCGGUCAAUGUAUUGAAACUAUCACUCAGAUUGGCUGCAAGGAUUGCUUGAAUGCUCAGUACAACAAUAUGCAGUCUUGUCUUCCCAAUUCAGAUGGUAGGGCUUUUGCUAAUGGCUGUUUCUUGAGAUAUUCCACCACUUCCUUCUUCCCCCAUAAUCAGAUCCUCGAUGUCACACGCUUCUCAAAACAAGCAGUUACAAGCAAGAAGGGGAUCAUUAUUGGUGGAGUUGUUGCAGGUGGAUCUCUUGCUUUGAUCCUCAUUGCAUUAUUUUCCAUGAUUAGGAGACGAAAAAGCCCCAAGAUGAUCAGUAUUCCUAGAGGAGACAUACCUGGAGCAAGCAAGCUAAAAGGCCCAGUUGCUUUUAGUUACAAUGUUUUGAAGACCGCAACCAAGAAUUUUAGUGAAGAAAAUAAAAUAGGAGAAGGUGGAUUUGGCGUGGUAUACAAGGGCACUUUGUGGAAUGGGAAAGUAGUUGCGAUCAAAAAAUUAGCUUCACCCUACUCCAACAAAGUAGAUGAAGAAUUUGAAAGUGAAGUGAAGCUGAUAAGUCAUGUCCAUCAUCGGAAUCUUGUUCGACUUUUGGGAUGUUGUAGUAAAGGCCAUGACAGAAUUCUUGUUUAUGAGUACAUGAAAAACAAUAGCCUCGACAAAUUUUUAUAUGGUGACAAGAAAUACUCUCUCAACUGGAAGCAACGAUAUGAAGUCAUUUUAGGAAUAGCAAGGGGUUUGGCUUAUCUACAUGAAGAGUUUCAUGUUCGCAUUAUACAUAGAGAUAUAAAGACUAACAAUAUCCUCUUAGAUGAUGAUCUACAACCUAGAAUUGCUGAUUUUGGCUUGGCAAGGCUUAUACCUGAGGAUAAAACUCAUCUUAACACAAAAUUUGCAGGCACAUUAGGAUACACGUCACCGGAGUAUGCAAUUCAUGGCCAACUAUCAGAAAAAGUUGAUGUCUACAGCUAUGGUAUUGUAGUGUUAGAAAUAAUCAGUGGUCAGAAGUGCAAUAAAUUAGAGACCGAUGGUGAUGUUGCAGGCGAAUACCUCCUCCAAAAAGCUUGGAAUUUAUAUGAGAGGGGUAUGCACUUAGAGUUGGUGGAUAAUGCCUUAGACCCUCAAGAUUAUGAUGCAGAUGAAGUCAAGAAAAUUAUAGAGAUUGGUUUGCUUUGCACCCAACCAUCUGCAGAAACAAGGCCAAUGAUGUCUGAAAUAAUGGUUAUGCUCAAGAAGAAGGGUUUAUUAGAGAAUAUGAGGCCAACUAUGCCUAUCUUCAUUGAAACUAAUUAAAAAUUCGUGCAUGGAAGAUGCCUUUACCUUUACGGUUUCCAAUAUAUCCAAUGCUAUUAUUUGCCUUCAUUUUUAUCUAUCACCAAGAUAAUUCUAUUUUGUGUAGGAAUAUGUGAUUAUGGGUGACUUCAAAUUUUGAAUCCAUAAAGGAAAUAAAAGAACUAAUAACAUAGAAAGAAGGAUAUAAUAGAACGUGACUGCC
This is a messenger RNA of Neltuma alba, 1834 nucleotides long. Its product is annotated as cysteine-rich receptor-like protein kinase 42. Gene Ontology annotation, biological process: protein phosphorylation. The coding region runs from base 253 to 1632 and encodes 459 amino acids. The record is from RefSeq and is a predicted model, not a curated record. The transcript has 8 exons. Gene Ontology annotation, molecular function: protein kinase activity; ATP binding. NCBI's taxonomy places the organism in Eukaryota, Viridiplantae, Streptophyta, Magnoliopsida, Fabales, Fabaceae.